AAUAUUGUUUAUAAAUUUUACUUUCAAGACAAGACAAAUCAAGUCUUAUGAAAACUUGCGGCAUUAACUCCAAAUUAAAACUAGGUAGCCAACAUGUUUCUGUCCAUCGCACCGCCCUUAAUGGAUUUCGAGGACGAACUGCUGUGGAUAAACCAGUCGAACAGCGAUAAGGUGGAGAUCCUUUACGACCAGUCCAACUACGUUACUCCCAACACGAAGCAUCUCAUUGAACAGGCAUUCCUUCAGCCACUCAGUCUGCAGGAUCAGCACAUUUUGUUCGACGACCUUCUAAAACAAAACACGGACAUUGCACGGCAAUAUGGACUGACCCCAGCCAAACUACCUCUGCUCGUUGAAAACAAUCCCCUAAUUUCCAUUGAGAUUUUACUAAGACUGAUGAUGACCACCGAUAUAACGGAGUACUUUAAUAUAUUGGUUAAUAUGGAUAUCACGCUUCACUCCAUGGAAGUGGUCAACCGACUAACCACUUCGGGACCUCUGCCCACGGAAUUCAUUCACUUGUACAUCAGCAACUGCAUCUCGACCUGCGAAACAGUCAAGGAUAAGUACAUGCAAUCCCGACUUGUGCGUCUGGUCUGCGUAUUUCUUCAGUCCUUAAUCCGCAACAAAAUCGUCAAUGUUAAGGUGAGAGCUAUAAACAUUUCCUUCGAGCAAGUCACUAUGUUUAGUUAUCUUUUCCAGGAACUAUUCAUCGAGAUCGAAGCUUUUUGCGUGGGUUUCAGCAAAAUUAAGGAAGCUGCCGCCUUGUACCGCCUCAUCAAACACUUGGAGACCGGCGAAAGUGCUCUGUCUUCCAGUUCUCUAACAAAGUAACAAUGUUACGUUUAUAACUUAGUUCAUAAAUAGCCAAAUAAAAGAGAAAACUCCCUUUGUACAUGUAAAACAAAU
Messenger RNA from Drosophila takahashii, 909 nucleotides. RefSeq names its product CCR4-NOT transcription complex subunit 11 (gene Not11). Lineage: Eukaryota; Metazoa; Arthropoda; Insecta; Diptera; Drosophilidae. Gene Ontology annotation, cellular component: CCR4-NOT complex. The record is from RefSeq and is a predicted model, not a curated record.